GCGCAGCUGCUCCGCGGCAGACGGGCGACUGCGGCUGCCGGCGACAUGUGCCGUCUCCCGCACGGGCGGCUCGGCGCGGCUGCCUGGGCCGCUGGCACGUGCACGUGCACGCGGACGUGAGCACCUGCCCGCGCAUGCGCACGUGAGCUGGUGGCGUGACCUCUGACCUCGAUGGGGAGAGGAAGCCAGGCUGCAGCAGGCACACCUACAUUCAGCUCUAUGGACCUAGUGAUGGGCAGCAUUUUCCUGGUCACAUAUGGCGUGGUUUCAAGCUAACACUUCUGCAACGACCAGAAGAUAGAGCGCAGUUCUAUCCCCACUUGCCGGACACAGUUGUGAGUGUACCGACAGUUAUAACUCAAUAAAUAUAUGAAUUACACUGUCAACUUUUUAAUGUGUAUAUGAGUAGUGGGAGAUAGCUGGUUCUGGAGCAAGUACGGCGUGGGUAGGGUAUAGUGCAAUGGUCAGUGUGGGUAAACAUAGCCCACAGAAGUGGGGGCAUUGACCUAUGUCAACAGAUUGUUGACAAACAUGUAGCAUGUGGGUAUGCAAAGAGGUCAUGUAGUGGAGAGGAUGACAAUGGUGAUGUAAUUUGCUGGUGGUGGCCAUCUUGGUUCCGAAGCUUGAAGGGAGAAGGAACCAGUGGAAUUUAUCUGUAAAAAAAAUCUUGCGUUGAGCUGAAAACGGACUGAGGGAGGCCAUCAUGUUGAGGUUAAAAAGUGGUGACCUUAGCCACUUUUUUUUUAAGAUGGGUGGCCCACAAGCAAUUUGGCAGCACCAGUGAGCCAAUCAUCUCAUAUUAAUUUUAAUGUUGCCGAGUCGUUGUGAAACUGUAGUUGUGGUUGUUGGUGUAAGGGUAAGCACCAAGGAGACGAUUAGGAAAACACAUUUUACAUCCAUGUCUUACCCGGGAUUCCAACUCAGAGCCCCCGCACCGUAGCCCGUUGCGUUGCCGACUGCGCUACUGGGCUAAGAGAUCAGUUGGAGAAUAAAUAAAUAAAUAAUAUAUGCUUGCAAAGUAUGUCUUUGAAGCUAUAUAAAAAGUGACAUCUUGUAGAGAGCAGCACAUUAAAAAAAUUAAUAAUUAAUUAAUUAAAAAAAUAAUUUCUCAGAUAAGCAUUCUUUAAUUUCAGCGCACACUGUCAAAGGACAGCACAAUCACCCGUUUUGAAUGGCCGUGUCGUCUGCUAUGGAGCACAACAUAUAAAUUUCAAAAUUUAGUUCACAUAGAGCACCACAACGAUAUUUCUCACAAUCGUUUUUUUUAUUUCAAGCAUUUAUGCAACCAUCUUUAAUACAAGUAUCGUCCAAUAGGAAGUACUAUCUUGGAUUUGCCCUUUGUCUACUAUAAUUCAUUCCUUUACAAGCAUUAAGUGCAUAAGAAAAGCCUUUAAUGUGCUACAUCAUCCGCCACCUUGUAAUUAAAAAGCACCAUCUUGGAUGGAGAGGUGUAGGCAAAGUGCACCUAAGGAUACUUUCCAUAUCAUGCAUAGGACACACCCCAGGAAAGCUUUCAAUAUGCUACAUCCUCUGCCAUCUUGGACCUAGGAAAAGACACCAUAUUGGGUGGAGUGGUGUAAGUACAUGAUGCAUAAGAAAUGUCCCCAAGUUGUUUAAAUAAGACCUUAUAGUACUGUGUAUGCUUAUAGGGAUAGUGGUUGAUAUAGUUAUGUUUAUGCUCAUAAGGUUAAACUAAUAUAUAAUCAUAGUAUGUAUAGUGGUAAAUAAAUAAAAUUCUUUAUAUACAUAUGCUUAUAGGCAUAGGCUUUAUAACGGUAAAGAAAUAAAAACCUUUAUAUGGUAUGGUUAUAAGUUAGUGGGUAGGCAUACCUUGUUUAUAAGGUUUUAUUAUUAUUUUUAAACACGGAAUAGUAAAACAUACACAGCAGACAAGGUGUAGGUACUUGCCAGGAAAUGUAUUAUUAUUCAUUCUUCGAAGUCUGUGCCAUGCAACAGGACAUAGAAGUGUGCUCCAUGGGCAUAACGAUCCUGUAGAUGUUUUUCAGUUGAGGAUGUCACCCUUAAAAAUACGCCGAAUGAGUUCGAAAAAUCCUAAGCCGAAGGCUAUCAACUUUGGUAAGAGCAUUGCUACAUAAAAAAUGAAGUUGUGAAUUUUUACAAUACUUUUUUUUACAUUGAAAAUAAAUACGAGAGUUUUUUUUUUAAAUUCAGUUGGGAAAAUCUUAAGUUCUUGAUUCUGGUUUCAUUAAAUCUAAGCAUGGCAAUGAAUCCAGUGAUGAAAAAAAUAAUAAUAAAUUUGUAGGGGAAAUAUGUAAAUAGAAAAAAACUUGUUUUACAUUUUUUAAUUGGCCUUUAAGUAGAGUUGAGGGGAAUUAGGUGUGAUUUAAUGAAGGUUAAAUAUAUAUCCACACUUUAACCGGACUUGAGAAAUUGGAACACUUAAUAUAAAUUUAAAAUACCCAAGAAAUUUCCAACACAAAUAGUUUGAUAAUUAAAGAAACAGCAAAUAGCUCUGUUAUUUGUGUUUUCUGCUAUCCGCAAGUUAAUUUGGAAUUUAUUGCUUACUUUUGUUACAAGUCGCGAGUUGUAGCAGGGUUGUAUGUGCAGGCUUACAGAACAUUUGUUUUUGAAGAAAUAAUUUUUACAGAAGUUUUUGAAUCAGCUGGAGGGACAAGUUAUUUUACUACAUUUUUAUUCCCGUUUCCAGUUUUAUAAUUUUCAUGACCUACUUAUGAUCAAUUAGAUACUUAUCACAAGGGAAACAAAAUUAAUCGAUAUCAAUAGUGUUUCCUUCCAUUUUUAUUGCAGCUGCAGACUGAGUAGUGUGAAAUUAUUUUAUUUUCGAAACGUGAACUCGCUCAAGUUUGUAGUUGGACAGCUUUAAGCUGGGGCGCCGUUGCCAACUGAAUGCCACGUACUUCAGAAUGCACGGUCUUCCAUUGAUCGAUUGGGGGAAGUUGCGCACGCGCUUACAUGGUAUUUUUCUUACUGUUAUGACUUAAUAACGCAUGGAUUUGUUACUGCCUAAACCGUCACGUAAGUAAGUUUGGCCGUGCUGAUAGCGAGCUGUUGCGCACCAUAGCCCUCGCUAUGUUUGAGUCAUGUAAGUCUGGUCAUGCUGAUAGCGAGCUGUUGCGCAACAUAGCCCUCGCUAUGUCUGAGUCAUGUAAGUCUGGUCAUGCUGAUAGCGAGCUGUUGCGCACCAUAGCCCUCGCUAUGUUUGAGUCAUGUAAGUCUGGUCAUGCUGAUAGCGAGCUGUUGCGCACCAUAGCCCUCGCUAUGUUUGAGUCAUGUAAGUCUGGUCAUGCUGAUAGCGAGCUGUUGCGCAACAUAGCCCUCGCUAUGUCUGAGUCAUGUAAGUCUGGUCAUGCUGAUAGCGAGCUGUUGCGCACCAUAGCCCUCGCUAUGUCUGAGUCAUGUAAGACUGGCCAUGCUGAUAGCGAGCUGUUGCGCACCAUAGCCCUCGCUAUGUUUGAGUCAUGUAAGUCUGGUCAUGCUGAUAGCGAGCUGUUGCGCACCAUAGCCCUCGCUAUGUCUGAGUCAUGUAAGUCUGGCCAUGCUGAUAGCGAGCUGUUGCGCACCAUAGCCCUCGCUAUGUUUGAGUCAUGUAAGUCUGGUCAUGCUGAUAGCGAGCUGUUGCGCAACAUAGCCCUCGCUAUGUCUGAGUCAUGUAAGUCUGGUCAUGCUGAUAGCGAGCUGUUGCGCACCAUAGCCCUCGCUAUGUCUGAGUCAUGUAAGACUGGCCAUGCUGAUAGCGAGCUGUUGCGCACCAUAGCCCUCGCUAUGUUUGAGUCAUGUAAGUCUGGUCAUGCUGAUAGCGAGCUGUUGCGCACCAUAGCCCUCGCUAUGUCUGAGUCAUGUAAGUCUGGCCAUGCUGAUAGCGAGCUGUUGCGCACCAUAGCCCUCGCUAUGUUUGAGUCAUGUAAGUGUGGUCAUGCUGAUAGCGAGCUGUUGCGCAACAUAGCCCUCGCUAUGUCUGAGUCAUGUAAGUCUGGCCAUGCUGAUAGCGAGCUGUUGCGCACCAUAGCCCUCGCUAUGUCUGAGUCAUGUAAGUCUGGCCAUGCUGAUAGCGAGCUGUUGCGCACCAUAGCCCUCGCUAUGUCUGAGUCAUGUAAGUCUGGCCAUGCUGAUAGUGAGCUGUUGCGCACCAUAGCCCUCGCUAUGUUUGAGUCAUGUAAGUCUGGCCAUGCUAACAGCGAGAUUUUGCGCACCAUAGCCCUCGCUAUGUUUGAGUCAUGUAAGUCUGGUCAUGCUGAUAGCGAGCUGUUGCGCACCAUAGCCCUCGCUAUGUCUGAGUCAUGUAAGUCUGGUCAUGCUGAUAGCGAGCUGUUGCGCACCAUAGCCCUCGCUAUGUCUGAGUCAUGUAAGUCUGGCCAUGCUGAUAGCGAGCUGUUGCGCACCAUAGCCCUCGCUAUGUUUGAGUCAUGUAAGUCUGGCCAUGCUAACAGCGAGAUUUUGCGCACCAGAGCCCUCGCUAUGUUUGAGUCAUGUAAGUCUGGCCAUGCUGAUAGCGAGCUGUUGCGCACCAUAGCCCUCGCUAUGUUUGAGUCAUGUAAGUCUGGCCAUGCUAACAGCGAGAUUUUGCGCACCAUAGCCCUCGCUAUGUCUGAGUUACGGCACAUUACGUGUUGUGUAUUCCCGUAACAUCGAACAUUGAAGAUCAUUAUAAAUGUAAAUUUGGCACGAACUUGGUACGUGUUCGCUAGGAAUAUGUAGAAUCGUACAUACGUAAUACAGUUGAGGCAAGACGUGCUGCGGUAUGUGGCUUCUUAUCGAUAUUUGCUCUAGAUUAAUGUUCGUUAGUAUUUGCUAUAAUACCUUAAUUCAUGACGGCGCUUUACCUUUGGCGGUGAAGCACACGUGAUAGCCUUCGGAUCUCCAAACAGUGUUUCGUUUCAUGUCAUAGCAAUUGAUCUUGCACCGCCAUGUCAUUUCUUAAAGGCGCCGUUUCAAGUAACUCUCGGUGGUCCGAUAAUCGGUCAGAGCCAUGUUUGCUGGAGUAAUUCUCGAUCAGAGAUAACUAUUUUCAUCGCCAUUACCUCACGCAAUCAACGCUACGCUACCAGUACCUCACUUUUAGAGCAGCUUUGACUUUUCAGCGGCAGCUACUGGUGCUACGUGAGUUAUGCGUAUAGUGUUGAGUGAAGCUGUAGCUUCCUGGUUUGCAAUCAUCUGCAAUGUUCCUUGUUGUGAGCUAUCGACUGUAAUGUAGGGUAACUAUCCAUUAGUCACUAACGUUGAGACGGCUGUUAAUCUUACGUCUGGACGCUGCAGCUCAUUUCAUUUGGUAUCUGUUUGAAUGCGACAAUUCUCAUUUCUUCCAGUAUCUUUGGUCAAAUAACGUGAUGUUUCUUAAACUGCCAAUUUACUUUGGCUAAACGUAGUUUUUAUUAUCUGGGAAAUCGCUAAUAUGAUUUUAAGGAGCCUAAAUAUAACGUUAUUCACUAUAGAUUAAACAAUACAUAUUUAAAUAAAGUUAGUUAAAACUAAUAGUUCAGUAUUUGGUACCAGCAAACGCUUUAACAAAUUUGAGACUUCUUGCGUCUAUGUACUCAGAUUCGCAAAAAUCUAAUACUUGCUUACUUUUGUUUUUACUCAAGGUCCACCAUAUGUUAAAAUAUUUCGUUCCUAAUUUUAAUUUUUUUUCUUGAAAACAAAUUUUUCAAAAGUACAUGUUUUCCCUAAGUUAAAUAUUUGUGAUAUUUUUUAGAUACAAACAAUAGUCAAACUUAAAAUUUAUGUAAAUAUACUUACGGUAUAUUUUCACACACGAAGAAUCUACCAAAAUUUGUCCCAAUACACGUUAGAAGAGAUUUACUUUCCUUACAUAUUCAUUCUCACAGUUUCACGAAUUUAUAUUUCUAUUAGCAUUCCUCUUCAAAAAUUAAUCACUUAUUAGAUUACCCGUCAAAACUUAAGGACCAUUUCGAAAUUCUACAAAACGUUCCUGUCCUUAAACUUUAGGUAAAAUCUUUUGUAUAAUUUUUUCAUAAUUUUUUUCCAUAAAAACUAGUUUUUAUUCAUUCAAACUAUUGAAAUCGGUUUAAUAAACGGUUUUUAAAUUUUACAGGGUUUAUAAAAGCAGAAUGUUCUUGCAUUUUACUAUGGGAAAUAUAUGCAGACAAAAUAAACUGUCUGGUAUCUUAAAGUUAAAUAUGAUUUUUAAUUAUUUCCAAAUGCAUAAUUAAAAAAAUAAGAUAUAGAAAAAAAUCACACAGCUUUUUUAAUAUUUUGAAUUAAAUUUUUUUAAGAAAAAUUAGUAUUGAAGUUUCUAAAAUUUAAAAUAGAAAGAAGGUAAAAAAAUUCAGCAGCUGGUACUCAUUCAAAAAGAGUUUUGUUUUUACUCAAUGUCCACAGCAAGUUACUUACUGUCAUGUUUAACCACUUGCUUCACUUCCGAUCGCAUUAUACAGUAUGCCCAUAAAAGAAUAAUACAGUUAUAAAUUUUAAUAGUAUCAACUGUAAGAUUUGUACAGUUUUGGUCCAAGGUCACAAUUUAGAAGUAACUUAAACAGUAUGCCCAUAAAAGAAUAAUCCAGUUAUAAAUUUUAAUAGUAUCAACUGUAAGAUUUUUACAGUUUCGGUCCAAGGUCACAAUUUAGAAGUAACUUAAACAGUAUGCCCAUAAAAGAAUAUUCCAGUUAUAAAUUUUAAUAGUAUCAACUGUAAUAUUUGUACAGUUUUGGUCCAAGGUCACAAUUUAGAAGUAACCUAAACAGUAUGCCCAUAAAAAAAAUCCAGUUAUAAAUUUUAAUAUUAUCAACUGUAAAAUUUGUACAGUUUCGGUCCAAGGUCACAAUUUAGAAGUAACUUAAACAGUAUGCCCAUAAAAGAAUAUUCCAGUUAUAAAUUUUAAUAUUAUCAACUGUAAGAUUUGUACAGUUUUGGUCCAAGGUCACAAUUUAGAAGUAACUUAAACAGUAUGCCCAUAAAAGAAUAAUUCAGUUAUAAAUUUUAAUAGUAUCAACUGUAAGAUUUGUACAGUUUUGGUCCAAUGUCACAAUUUAGAAGUAACUUAAACAGUAUGCCCAUAAAAUAAUAUUCCAGUUAUAAAUUCUAAUAGUAUCAACUGUAAGCUUUGUACAGUUUUGGUCCAAGGUCACAAUUUAGAAGUACCUAACUUAAACAGUUUUAUAUGAGCGCAUGCGUGAGUGCUGCUUUGUUGUUUUCUCGCUUGCAGCGCCACCUACGCAAAAUGGCGACUCUUGAGCGUAAAGCGUUUUGCGUUCUGCAAUUCGCUGUAAAGUUUGGCCCUAAACCCCGGCCAAACCAAACAACUUCCGCAACCCGCGACACAGUACACUCCUAUAUUGCCCCGUACCGCGAACGCAGGUAACCCCAAAAAAAUGUUAAAACCCAAACUAAUGGCAGGCUCAAAAAAUACUAAUAAGAUUGCGAACAGUGUGAGGAGGCAGCAAGUUAAAAAGACGCAAAACGUAUAUGGCAACAUUUCAUAAAUAUAUAUAAAAAUACCAUAAAAUCGUUUCAUCACAAAUCAGCGCAUACAUCAUAAAAUACAUACCCUAUUACUACUUAUAAAAAAAGCUAUAUAAUAAUACUAAAAAAAACUUUAACAAAUCCCCCAAAAAGUAUAAUUUGGAUCAUAUACUUCGGAGCUCCGAAAAA
Molecule: messenger RNA, 7587 nt
Organism: Bacillus rossius redtenbacheri
Lineage: Eukaryota; Metazoa; Arthropoda; Insecta; Phasmatodea; Bacillidae
Product: galactosylgalactosylxylosylprotein 3-beta-glucuronosyltransferase P
Exons: 3
Coding region: 3052-4605 (517 amino acids)
Biological process (GO): carbohydrate metabolic process; chondroitin sulfate proteoglycan biosynthetic process
Cellular component (GO): Golgi membrane
Molecular function (GO): galactosylgalactosylxylosylprotein 3-beta-glucuronosyltransferase activity
Source: RefSeq, a predicted model, not a curated record